This is a messenger RNA of Fusarium oxysporum Fo47, 1861 nucleotides long. Its product is annotated as Zn(II)2Cys6 transcription factor domain-containing protein. Gene Ontology annotation, biological process: regulation of transcription by RNA polymerase II. Gene Ontology annotation, molecular function: zinc ion binding; DNA-binding transcription activator activity, RNA polymerase II-specific. The record is from RefSeq and is a predicted model, not a curated record. The coding region runs from base 138 to 1661 and encodes 507 amino acids. The transcript has a single exon. Lineage: Eukaryota; Fungi; Ascomycota; Sordariomycetes; Hypocreales; Nectriaceae.
CCUAACGUUAGCAUGAAACUCAACUCAACUCACUCUUACUAAAACAAGACACCUCUUGUCAUCUCAUACAUAAAUCCGUUCUAUCCGUCUGUGAUAACCAACUGUUGACAUACAACCAUGUUAUAGUCUCAACAGCCAUGGACAACUAUCAGACCUCAUCAGAGCAACCCCAGUCGGAAAGCCCAGAAGGAUCGCCACCUAAUUACGAUAACAAUAAGCCCUACCAUUCUAAACGACCUCACAAGAAGUCGCGAACUGGAUGUCGCAAUUGUAAAGCUCGCAAGGUUAAAUGCGACGAGGCUCGCCCUGUCUGUCGAUCAUGCAGAUUGCGCAAGGCUGAUUGCGUGUAUCCGACUCCCGCAGCCUCAACUGCUCCCUCUUCAAAUAACAGCAUCACCAAUUCUCAACGACCGCCGGAACCUCUAUCCGCUCCUCAGAAUGCUCCUUCGCCAGACGUCGUCUCUAUCUCUUCUAGCGAUGAGCCUAUGGAAGAGGCUGGGCCGUUGACCGUCUCGCCAGUAUUCCGUCAUGGUCAAAUGGACGUGACAGAUAUGAAGCUUCUCUGGUUCUACACCAGCUCAACGUGUACCUCUUUCUCAGUGGACCAGGGACCCUCGAACCCGAUCAACGAUGUUCUAAGAAACAGAAUGGUUCAGGUUGCCUUUGAGAACCCAUUUCUCAUGGAUUCGUUAUUUGGUCUCGCAAGUCUUCACAUGCAGAGUCUUGAGCUAAGCCAUGACCCUGCACGUGCUCUCACCUAUCGCGCUCGUUCCUUUGAGGGAUAUCGCCUGGCCGUGGAAAAAGCACAGCCGGAGACGUUCCCGGCGUUAUUAGCCAAUUCUCUAUUGCUCACUGCUCUAUCAUCUCAAAACUUCCGCGAUGAGGAUGGUAAAAAGCUUUACUUGAUCGAUUGGAUGAUUGUCUGGAGGGGAAUUGGCCUCGUUAUUGACCUCAUGGGCGUUGAGAAACUCAUUGACUCGGGCCUUUAUUGUUUGUUUAACAGACCUUCUGUCGACGUUGAGCAGGCCACAAACCACAUUCCUGCUUGCCUUGUCUCUAUGCUCAACUCCAUUGAGCCUAGCGAUCCAGACUAUCUCAACGUGGAAACCUACUACGAGACACUUCAAUUCCUCGGAUCUUUGUAUCAGAACUUGCACGAUGGCUUCGGGCCCACCAUGAUGCUGCGGAUCAUCACCUGGUUCACCUUUGUGCCCCGGAACUUCGUCCAGCUCGCACGCGAAUUGCGCCCCCGGGCUCUCAUCAUUCUCGCCUACUAUGCCGCCUUUCUCAAGUUCCCUUCAGAUGUCUGGUGGAUAAAGAAUGUCGGAAACCGUUCACUACGGGAUCUUUGCGAGCACAUCGGCCCAGAGUGGCAGCAAUAUCUUCUCGUCCCGCACAUGGCACGCCUCGUCGAAGGUGAGCUCGAGCUUGGAAGAGUCUUGUUCGAAGAUCCAAAUUGGUCACCGCAAAAACCCAACAGCCUACGAUUAGAUCCCACAGCAUCUAUCACCCUUGUGGACGAGAAGGGAAGACGAGUUAAGUGGAUUCCUGCGGAGAAGAAGCUCGUGCUCAUGGAUUCAAGAGGCCAAAUUAUAACAAAGGGAGAGGCUAUUGAGAAAUGGAGGACUGACAUGAACUCCACCUUUACAUUCGAUCCAUGACCGAACAUGUUCCAUGGUGGAUAAUUUGACAGAAUCAAUAUUACAGGGAGUCAGGGAACGAGAGGAUGUUUGGGAACGGUUUAUUGGAUACCCGUGAGACUUGAAGGUCUCCUUUUUCAGCAAAAAUAGAGUCAAAUUUAUGUAUAACUGCUAACCUUCCACUUCUGCUAUUAACUCUAUGAGGUACUAAUAUAUCGUAC